UUUUCGAGUCAUCCGACUCUCACAAGACCAUCGGUCUUUAAUAGUCACCUCGUCGGUGACUAACGUCGAACGUAGCCUGAGCGAGCCUGAGAGAGACAGCGGAUAUAGCGGGGACCUAUACGUCAAAAAGUCCGAGCGGUCGUAUUUAUUUGAAGGAGUUUCCAUUUUAACCUCUUCCAACGGAGCUGGAUUUGAUCGCACGAAAUUCAACAUGUUGGCCCUUAUUAAUCGGAUCUUGGAUUGGUUCAAGUCUCUCUUCUGGAAGGAAGAAAUGGAGCUCACUCUCGUCGGUCUGCAAUACAGUGGAAAAACUACCUUUGUGAAUGUCAUAGCGUCGGGGCAAUUUAGCGAAGAUAUGAUACCGACUGUAGGCUUUAAUAUGCGUAAAAUAACCAAAGGCAAUGUCACUAUAAAAGUGUGGGACAUUGGUGGUCAACCAAGGUUUAGAUCUAUGUGGGAAAGAUAUUGCAGAGGAGUAAAUGCCAUAGUUUAUAUGGUGGAUGCAGCAGAUUCAGAGAAAAUCGAGGCAAGUCGUAAUGAAUUGCACAAUUUAUUGGAUAAACCACAAUUGUCUGGAAUACCAGUAUUGGUGUUGGGCAAUAAAAGGGAUUUACCUCAUGCAUUGGAUGAGAAUGGACUCAUAGAACGAAUGAAUCUUUCUGCGAUUCAAGAUCGCGAGAUUUGUUGCUACAGUAUUUCGUGUAAAGAAAAAGACAAUAUUGAUAUUACGUUACAGUGGCUCAUAGCGCAUUCGAAAAGUGGAGUUCGCUAAUACUCUUUUAAAAUAUCUUAUUUGUUAGUAUUGCGACGAAUCUUUGAUACUGAUAAUAGUAUUGGGAUCAAUUGUAAAAUGAGCGUAUUGGGCAAACUUUGUUCAAAACUGUGUCAUUAUUGUAGAAAACUACUUGAGCUUUAGCUGAUCUAAGUUGGAUGGUGCAAAUACCAUGAUAAAAUUAACCAAAAAAAAAAAAAAAAAUAUUGUGCUUGUAUGCCAAGAAUAUGCUCGUGUGAUUUAUACCAUAAGGCACUCACUUCCCACGAGCACAUUAGUAAUAAGGAACAAUUUUUUAUAUUUUCGUUCAUAGGUAAGUCCAAGAAUAUAUUCCAAUAACUUAAUAACAGUUAAAACUAAUUAGUAUCUCUGUAUUUUCUAUGAUUGCUGCUAUUGUAAAGCUGAAAUAAUAUUGACAUAAUUGCAGUUCAUUAUUGUGAUAUUAUAGUCUAGAUGUCGAUACUCUGAUUUCUUGUAUUCUCAAAAGAUACCAAGCACUUUAUGUAUAAAUUAGAGAAAUGGUAGCUAUUACAUGAAAUACAUGCGCAAAGAUA
Molecule: messenger RNA, 1326 nt
Organism: Camponotus floridanus (Florida carpenter ant)
Lineage: Eukaryota; Metazoa; Arthropoda; Insecta; Hymenoptera; Formicidae
Gene: Arl8
Product: ADP-ribosylation factor-like protein 8B-A
Exons: 3
Coding region: 212-772 (186 amino acids)
Biological process (GO): protein transport; anterograde axonal transport
Cellular component (GO): lysosomal membrane
Molecular function (GO): GTP binding; GTPase activity
Source: RefSeq, a predicted model, not a curated record